AUGAAAGAAUAUAAAAAAAAUCAUCAAACCAACAACAACAAAAGAGGCAAUAAUUAUAUUUUUUCAAAUUGGAAAGAUCAUCAUUUCUUUUUUCUAUUUAUUGCACUAUUCAUAGCAGGCAAUGUAGUCUAUUAUUUUUACUAUCAAUACGAUACACCUUAUACUAGAUCUAAAAAGGCAUAUGUACCUGCUGGCUAUGAAAAUGAUGACUUUUUCGCUGAUCAAAUCAAACAAGAACAAGAACAACAGCUAGAAACAGCUGCAGGUGAAAAGAAAUCGGUGCGAGACUCAAAGAAAGUGUUUCAACAACAGCAACUAGGUCACUUUAGAAGAAAACAACCAUCAACAACUGCUGAACAGUCAUUGCCAUUGGAUCAUCCAUUGUUGGUUAUUGUCACUACAAACAAACCACAACAUCUAGAUAGACUCUUACAGAAUCUACUAGACAAUGUCAUUGGACUAGAUAAGAGUCGCAUUGCAAUAUUCAACGAUGGACAUAUUUCAAUAGAUCCAAUACUAAAGAAACACAGUAUAGUUAAUCAUCAAUUGGCCGUCGAAUUGAAUGCUCAACACCACCCAUCAACAACACCAACAAAAGAAUCCCAACAGACCAACAUCUCACAUCAACAGAAAAUAACAAACCAAAACAAACAUUACAAACAAAUAUUUGACACUGUAUUCAAUAGUCACAAGUCUGCCAUAUUCCUUGAAGAUGACCUUUUAUUGUCGCCAGACUUUUUAUUGUAUAUGAAUAAAAUGUUGACCUACCUCGACCAAGACAACUCUUUGUUUUGUGUCUCUUCUUGGAACGAUAAUGCAUUUAGAUGGGCAUCUUAUCCACCAUCACUCUUUCAAGUCGGAGCAAAAGAUCAACAUGGUAAUGAUAUUACUCCUGCCGAUCUCAUCGCCAACAACAACAACAACAAUCAAAAUACAAAGAAUCAAGAUCUCUUAUUAUUGUCAAAACCAAAGAACCUUUAUUCCUUCAAGAGACAACAACACUUUGGUGGUCUGGGUUGGAUGACUACCAGUGAUAUCUAUCAAUCAAACAUUCUUCCGAAUUGGACCGACGACCAAUUACCUUGGGAUGUGAUUGUACAAAAUUCACUCGAUCCAAAUCACCAUGAAUGUAUCUUUCCAGAGAUUUCAAGAUCAUAUCAUGCUCCAAAUAUUAAAAUCAAUUUUAUCAAUUCUGAUAAAAUAGAAAUUGAUGAAUGGUCAUUUUUACAAUUUUCAAAAGAUAAUGAUAAUCAACAAAGAGAGGAAUAUGAAAAUUUAAAUUUGGAUUAUUUAAUUCAAUCAAAUUAUGAGGUUUGGAUGAACAAGGUGGUAGAGAAUACUCUAUUUGUAGAGUCAUUAGAGAUGAUAACAUUACUCGAAUCAAAUAGAGAGGAUGUAAAGGGAUGGGCAUACCUUGUAGAGUCUGUUGAAUCAAACCAAGAUCCACGAUGGGAUCACCUUAUCAGUACACAGUUUGGAAUGAUUGGAAGAGGUAAUGGUGGAACUGUCAGAGGUAUACAUAGAGGAAUCGUUCAACUAUGUUGGUUUGGAAAACCUCUCUAUUUGAUUGGUGCUUACUCUCCCUACUUGAACAAAGAUCUUCUAGACAGUCACACACUCUUGAUAAAAGAUAUUGACACAUCGAUUGUCGAAUUUGACAAAUCCAUCAAUAAUCUGCAGUCUCUGGUAAACCUAUUCAAACUAAAAAAUGAUGCAUCCGUCAUUGCUCAAGCUGCCAAAGCUUCAUUAUCUUGUCACACUGCCUGUCAGCAAGUUGGUAAAAUAUGUCAUGAAUCAGAUCAAGUACUAUUAGUCGACGUUGACACUACCAAAUACAUAUUUGAAACGCUAUGUGACAAGGUCACCGUCUUGCAAGACUAUAGCGGUCAAUUGCCACACAACAACUUUAAUUAUCUUCCGAUUCGUCAUCAAAAUUUUAGUUGUGUCAUUCCACCAACCUUCAAGUAUCUAAGUUGUAAUGCUACACCUCCCAGCGGAGGAACUUCAAGAUUAUGUGUUUGUAGAGAUCUCUAUUUAUCUUAA
Cavenderia fasciculata is the source of this 2043-nucleotide messenger RNA. RefSeq names its product GlcNAc transferase (gene gnt4). Gene Ontology annotation, molecular function: alpha-1,3-mannosylglycoprotein 2-beta-N-acetylglucosaminyltransferase activity. The record is from RefSeq and is a predicted model, not a curated record. NCBI's taxonomy places the organism in Eukaryota, Evosea, Eumycetozoa, Acytosteliales, Cavenderiaceae. The coding region runs from base 1 to 2043 and encodes 680 amino acids. Gene Ontology annotation, cellular component: Golgi apparatus. The transcript has 2 exons.